Molecule: messenger RNA, 1509 nt
Organism: Penicillium odoratum
Lineage: Eukaryota; Fungi; Ascomycota; Eurotiomycetes; Eurotiales; Aspergillaceae
Product: RING finger domain protein
Exons: 1
Coding region: 1-1509 (502 amino acids)
Molecular function (GO): zinc ion binding
Source: RefSeq, a predicted model, not a curated record
AUGGCGUCACUCUCAGGUUAUACUGCUACUGGGAGGACCCGAUCAUCCGAUGGCGUCACUUCCAUUAACGAUGAUACCUCCACGGUCGAAGGCACCUCACCUCAAAUCGACUCGACAGAGGAUAACGAGACCGUGUUCUUGAACAAACCUGCUUCGACUCCAAGCGCCCUCGACAAUGUGACUGACAUGACCGACAAGGCUAUCGGUCGACCUUCCAACACCCCGGAUACAAUGCAAGAGGAACCUCGAAAAUGCUGGAUCUGCUACACCGACGAGACAGAGGACUCACCACUCAAUUUAGAAUGGCGAUCUCCAUGCCCAUGCGCCUUGAUAGCACAUGAGGCCUGUCUGCUUGAUUGGCUCGCAGAUCUCGAGAAUCCUCGUUCACGCAGACGAAACGGCGGCGCUAAAAUGCAGUGUCCCCAGUGUAAAUCCGAGAUUGUUGUCACUCGGCCACGAAGCUACAUUGUUGAUGCUUUACGCAUGGUUGAGAGAGUGGCGGGACGGCUCGUCCUCCCGGGAAUGGUUUUUACAGUGGCGGGCACAGUAUGGGCAGGCUGCUGCGCACACGGCGCGUACUCAAUGAAUCUUGUAUUCGGUGCGGAAGAGGCCAAGCAAAUUCUCGAGGAGAGCAUGGACGGCCCGUGGAAUCCUGGAAUGAAUCUCGGUCUACCCCUCAUCCCGCUCGUCCUCAUAUUUUCUCGUACUCGUUACGCCGAAGGCCUCCUUCCGGCUAUCCCCGUUUUAUUCUUCGCCGCGCACAGCCCUGGCCAAGAGCCCGACCUCGACUUUUGGCCGCCGACUCCAGCCUUGACUUUCGCCGCCCUGCCAUACGUGAAAAGCUUCUAUGGUGCGCUUUACGACCGGAUGUUUGGUGGACUGGAGCGAAGAUGGAUCGCAGAGGUGCAGCCUCGCGCGGCAGAAGAGAUUCUUGAUGAUGCGCAACAACAGGAUCAGGCGGAGGGACUCAACCGAUUUGGCGACAAUGUUAAUGGUCAAAUACUCAUGGAGAUCGACCUCGAGUUACAGGUAGGAAUGGGCAAUGACGCCGAGCUUGCCGAUGCUCUAGCUCUUCCUGCCGCCGAUAACAACGAUGGCGCUGACGUAGGCGCUCAGGACGGACAAGCUCAAGGUCAGCCUGCAGGCCAGAACGGACAGGGACUGGACCUGGGUCGGCGACAAAACGAGAUCAUCCACGACACCGGAAACCUCACCGAUAUUGUUCUUGGGGCCCUCGUGUUCCCAGCCAUAUCCGCAUCGGUGGGUGGUCUUCUGAAAUACAUUCUUCCCAAAUCCUGGACCACGCCAUCAUCAGUCCUAGGGCGCAGCCGCCCCGGACUUCUCCAAACCCGCUGGGGCCGCAGUGUUGUCGGUGGGUGUAUGUUUGUGCUGCUGAAAGACGCACUCGUUCUCUAUUGUCGGUGGAAGCUGGCACAAACACACCGGCGGCGCAAGGUUCUGAAUUACGAGCGGUCCAAGGCCAGAAAGCAAGGGACAACAAAGCGGUAA